AUGGCCGCUGAUCCUCUUUCGCCUAUUGCGCCUGCGCGUCUGAGGGCACUCUUGCUUCCUGUUGGGAGGAUAAAACGGUCGAGGUUCCUGAGCUUUGCCGCGAGGCUUCAGGCGGAAAAUGUUGUUCGCCUGGGGGACAUCAGUCCCAAUGCGCGACCCAAUCGAAGUAGGCACUGUCGCGAUCCCAAGAAGAAGCAUGACUGCUGUGUUGGCAUCUUUCGAGAACCGUUAGUGGUCAUUGCCAUAGCGGAUGGUGCAGAAUUACCCGGGAAAUUUCAGGAGGAUGAAGGGCAACCUGCUACUCAAGACGGUCAAAGACCGCAUGGGCUAGAUCGGCUUCUGGAGGAACUUGAGUUGCUUCAAGAGAGAAACCCGCGGGCCUUGGUCCAUCAACUUAUGGUCUUCGAUCGUGAAGGAGUCAACAAGCUCUCCAAUGGCCGCGAAGGCGUUACAUGGAUUCCGAAGCCGGAGUUGUCUAAGGCUACUACCAUGAAGACUGCAUUGUGUGACAUCACGUCGCUACUUCUUUCUGAACUUGACGAAUUCGCGAAGCGCAUACAGAGCAUCCCAUUCAUUGAUUCGCCCAAAGCUUCAUCCUGGGGGCCUCGUCGUGGUCCGAGCCUACGCGCACGUCCCACGGACAAGCUCAUUCAUCGAAUGACCCUGCCUGCACAUCUGCCCUCCCACCCCAGCGACUCUCCUGAGCCCACCUUAAGUUCUAACAAGAGUUCACCUGGCCCCAGCGAGCACGAGACCCCAACUACCUUCGAUGAAAUAACUCGAUCUAUUCAGUUAGCCAAUCGCGCCAGCACUGCCGGCAAGCCCAACUCUCUGCCAACGUCAAAAGAACAUAGCCGUGACAGAAUGUCAGUAAGCGGGAUAAGUGCUACUGAUCGCACAAAAAACCGGAUCAAGGGUCGCAUGGGCGUGGUGAUUGGAACCCUCUUCCUUCAAUCGGGAAGAUGGCCAGAUGCAUUGAAAGAAUUGGUUGAAGCCGCAACGAACGCCCGAGCGAGCAGUGAUUAUGUGUGGCAUGCCAAAGCCCUUGAGUCCAUUCUUAUUUGUCUUGUCUUAUUUGGAUGGGCGGGCAUGGAUUUUCAGAUACCCCCGAUUUGUUAUCCAGCAGUUGAUAAGUCCUCAAAAUCGCUUUAUAGCACCGCGGCCGACUCAGGGCAGUCUACACCAGGUCCCCGUGUCAUCUCUCUCCAAAACCUGGCCAACCUCUUACCAGAUCUUGCAAAUAAUAUUCUCAAUCUCUACACCCGCGCGUCCAUUAUAACUGAUGAGCCAGUGCCUCAGCUUGUGUUCUCGGAAACAGCCAUCCGGCUUUCGAGACUGAUGGUAGCUGCGCGCGUUCGUGAUGGGGCUUUGGAUGAUAAUGCAUUGAAGCAUAUCGUUAUGCAUGAGCCUUUACAGCCCUUGCAUCGGCCAGAACGUCCACGUGGAAUGGUCAUUCUUCGGCAAUCAGACAUCGCAAAUUUCUUAUUUCGUGCUUUGCCGCUUGCGCCCAACUCGGAUCUCCCAGCAACAGAUACUAUACCGAUUAUAGUUGGUGUUGUCUCAGCGUUGGAUGCACUCGACCUACCGAGAAAGAAAGCAUUCAUCCUGAGGGAGUUCCUGUCAAUAAUAGUCCCGACUCUUGUGCAGGCUCGUAAGAUUGGUGCCGCAGAAGUUGGGAUUCAUCCAGCUGCAGGAUUGGCUUCUCUUAGCGAUACAGCUUUUGAUAUCAAUGCCCUUGAUGUCGGUUCCGGUAAUAUGGAGAGAAGUAUGCGCGCCCUUCUAGGCGUUAUCGGAGAAACAUAUGGUGUGCAGCCCUCCUCAUCUCCCGAGUGGGAGAAGAAAUGUUCCUCGAGUGCCGGUCAGACCGAGUCCUUCCCUGAAUAUGACUCGGUUACUGCUAUUGUCGAGCGAGCCUUCCGUCAUGUGGCCUUGAACAGAUAUGGGGAUCUGAAUUUGAAGAUAGAUGCGCUGAAGGCAUGUAUCAAUUGCUGCGAAGCGCUUCCCGAUUUUACGGGCGUACUUCAAUUCACCGUCGAACUUCUCCAAACCAUCAAGGGGGGUCUAAUGCUUUCGGAGGAUCGUUACACCCCUCCUUCUCUCCCCCAGGAUGAGCAAAUCCACCUUCUCAAUAAUAUUAAGCGAACUGUUGGUGCCGCGAAUAAACUAGGCGCUUCAGAUCUAGAAGCAGAAUACUGGGAUGACUUCCUAGUUCGUGACGUCCGACUUCUCGCCCUUCCUGAUCCUAGAAGACCCGUUCGCCGACCGAAAUCACAACUCGACGCUGUCACAACGAAUGGUGAUAAACCUUCGAAAGACCCAUUUUUGUACAAUCCCUUCCUGAAAACAAGCAGCAAAAGUGCGGAGUCACUUAUGGUAGCCGGAGAACAGGCCGCUUUCACGGUAACUCUCCAGAAUCCCUAUGAAUUUGAGAUCGAGAUUGAGCGGAUCCGUCUCGAUGCUGAAGGCGUACCUUUAGAUGCUGUGGCAGAAUGGAUUAUACUCCCACCCCUCUGUCUACAAGACAUCACGGUUGUUGGUAGCGCCCCUAGCGAAGGAGCAUUGAAUGUGACUGGUUGCAUUAUCAAAGUUCGACACUGUCGCGAACGCAGAUUCCCAAUUUUCAACAAGCUAUGGAAACCAGAGAUUGGAAAGAAGUUCAAACGAACGGGACUCGCUGCCAAGCGGCCCAUGACUGAUCGGCCGCUGUCUUGGAGCUCGACAACCUCGAGAGACGGAAAGUCGCAAAUGAAGAAAGGCCCCGAGACAGCUUCCUGUGAAGUGAAAGUCAUUGGUCAACAACCGUCGCUUGUCAUUGAAUCGCUGUCGCUGUCACAGUCUGCAAUGAUGGUGCUAGAAGGGGAAACCAAGUCGUUCAGGAUUACACUGCGUAACACAUCGUCCUGCGCCUUAGAUUUCAUAACUUUCACAUUUCACGAUUCGACCACGAGGCAGAUCCAAUCCGCUCUGUCUAACAAAGAUCUGCUGCCGGUGGAGGUGUACGAGCUGGAACUUCAGCUUUCCACGAAACCAUCUUUGCGGUGGCGUCGUGAGGACUCAUCACCAGAUGACCAUACUAUACCUGCAGGCCAGGAUGCAACGUUCUCCGUCGAUAUUAUUGGCAAGCCAGGUUUACAAGAUACUACUGUGCAGAUUGACUAUUCCCAUAUUGGAUUACUCGGCGGCCAGCUGCCGGAGAUGUUCUAUACCCGCCAGCUAUUCGUUCCCCUUACUGUGACAGUGAAUGCGAGCAUUGAAGUGGCCCGCUACGACAUCUUGCCGUUCACCGGUGACUUUGCAUGGUGGAAUAGUCAAGGGUUAGAUAUGGGAUCUGCUCAGAGCAGUACUACUGAUAGCGAUCCAUUCUCUCCAGUCUUGUCUCAAUUGGGGCGUGGGGUGUACGGCUCCGAUCAUUGCAUUGUGCUGCUAGAUUUGCGAAAUGCCUGGCCAAAACCUUUGUCAGUAUCACUUCACGUAAGCGAGCAGCCGACCGUUUCUCCGACUGGAAUCCAAAAAGAGGACUCUGCUACCCUACAUGGUCAGUAUACCAUCAGUGGAGACCUUCAGCCCGGUCAAGUUACGCGGUUUGUGCUUGUCCUCCCUCGUGUAUAUGUGGAUAAUCCACACGCCUCGAUUCCGGUUCUGAAUACUGGCAUCAAGCGACAAUUUGUCGUAAGUGCCAACAAACUUACUUUCGAGGCAGAAGCGGCAUCACGGGAGGCUUUCUGGUUUCGAGAGGAGUUGCUCAAAAGGAUCUCAGGGACUUGGAAAGAGAGUGUCACGACUACUGGCCAUAAGGGUGUCAUUGACCUGAGAGGGUUACGGCUGAACACGCGAAUGGUGGACGCUUUCCGUUUGGAAGACAUCGAUACAAGCUUCUCUCUUCAGCCUUCGUUCGCAAGUGAAGAACGUCCAGUAGCUGCUGAAGGAACAAGUGGUCUGGUGCGGAUCGGACGCUCAAAAUACAAAAUUGAGACAGACAAGAUGCUUGAUCUCACCAUCACCGUGCGAAACCGCUCCUCAAAACCAAUCCAUCCCCUUCUUCGGCUCCAACCGAGCCUUCGCCAUCAGCCCAGUAAUGUUGCUCUUGAUCUUUCGAGGAGGCUAUCAUGGACUGGCAUGCUACAACAAGUGCUACCCAUCUUGUCCAGUGGCGAGAGUACGAGUGUUACCAUCGGAGUAACGGUCUUCUGUCAUGGAGAAUAUGAAGUCGGUGCUACUGUUGAGGAAGUGCGACUUCUGAGGACUCUUCCUGGAUUCGAGGCUGACCAGGGGGCGGCCAAUGCACCCAUCUUACAUGAUGAUGAGGCCAUUGAAGAUACCUUCGGACUGGAUGUUACGCGAAGAAGACGCAUUUGGCAUGCGAAAGAGACAUGCGUUAUGAAUGCUCGUGAUUGA
Aspergillus clavatus NRRL 1 is the source of this 4395-nucleotide messenger RNA. Its product is annotated as TRAPPII-specific subunit TRS120. The record is from RefSeq and is a predicted model, not a curated record. Bases 1 to 4395 code for a protein of 1464 amino acids. Lineage: Eukaryota; Fungi; Ascomycota; Eurotiomycetes; Eurotiales; Aspergillaceae. Gene Ontology annotation, cellular component: trans-Golgi network. The transcript is spliced from 3 exons.